AUGGCGGCUCCACUGAGAGGCAUGUUCUCUGGGCAGCCACCUGGGCACCCGGGGGACUCCAGGGGUCAGGCUUCACUUCUUCAGGCCGCGCCAGGCCCUCUGAGAGCUUCUAACAGUACCUUGGUGGACGAGUUGGAGUCCUCUUUUGAGGCCUACUUUGCCUCUCUUGUGAGUCAGGACUUCGUCAAUGGCACAGAUCAGGAAGAAAUUAGAACUGGUGUUGAUCAGUGUAUCCAGAAAUUUCUGGAUAUUGCCAGACAGACGGAAUGUUUUUUCCUACAAAAAAUAUUGCAGUUAUCUGUCCAGAAACCAGAACAAGUUAUCAAAGAGGAUGUCUCAGAACUGAGGAAUGAAUUACAGCGGAAAGAUGCUCUGGUCCAGAAACACUUGACAAAACUGAGGCAUUGGCAGCAGGUACUGGAGGACAUCAACGUGCAGCACAAAAUCCAGCUGAAAUCCCUCAGGGCUCCUUGGCCUACCUCGAGCAUGCGUUUGCUAAUAUCCCUGCACCAAUGAAGCAAACCUGAGUCAAAGCUGGCCUGAAGGUGAUCCGGCAGUACUUCUGCAGCCAGGCAUCCUGAUUUGUUUUGUUUCCUUCAACCUUGAAGGCUCCU
Nyctereutes procyonoides (raccoon dog) is the source of this 614-nucleotide messenger RNA. Its product is annotated as mediator of RNA polymerase II transcription subunit 28-like. Lineage: Eukaryota; Metazoa; Chordata; Mammalia; Carnivora; Canidae. Gene Ontology annotation, cellular component: mediator complex. The transcript has a single exon. Bases 1 to 516 code for a protein of 171 amino acids. The record is from RefSeq and is a predicted model, not a curated record.